This is a messenger RNA of Chionomys nivalis (European snow vole), 7754 nucleotides long. It is a transcript of the gene Gmps, whose product is annotated as guanine monophosphate synthase. Gene Ontology annotation, biological process: GMP biosynthetic process. The transcript has 16 exons. The coding region runs from base 208 to 2289 and encodes 693 amino acids. Gene Ontology annotation, molecular function: ATP binding; GMP synthase activity; GMP synthase (glutamine-hydrolyzing) activity. The record is from RefSeq and is a predicted model, not a curated record. Gene Ontology annotation, cellular component: cytosol. Lineage: Eukaryota; Metazoa; Chordata; Mammalia; Rodentia; Cricetidae.
UGGCGGCGGCCCGACGGAAGCUGGAGGCGGGAGCAGAGCUCGCUACUGACUGAGCUACGGAACCGUGUCGCGUUCCGGGCUUCUGCUGUGCUGCACGCUUACCGCGGUUAGCUGGUCCCGUGGCUGUGCUGCUCGCGCCCAGGCCUCUCCAGCGGUCUCCGUCCGCGGCGCGGAUUUUUCCGGUGCCCUCCCUCCACAACUGCCCCGAUGGCCCUGUGCAACGGAGAUUCCAAGCCAGAGAACGCUGGAGGAGACCUUAAGGAUGGCUGUCACCAGUACGAAGGAGCUGUUGUCAUUCUGGAUGCUGGGGCUCAGUAUGGGAAAGUCAUCGACCGGAGAGUGCGGGAGCUCUUUGUGCAGUCUGAAAUCUUCCCCUUGGAAACACCAGCCUUCGCCAUAAAGGAGCAAGGAUUCCGGGCUAUUAUCAUAUCUGGAGGACCUAAUUCUGUCUAUGCAGAGGAUGCUCCCUGGUUUGAUCCAGCGAUAUUUACCAUUGGCAAGCCCGUUCUUGGAAUUUGCUAUGGCAUGCAGAUGAUGAAUAAGGUUUUUGGAGGCACUGUGCAUAAAAAAAGUGUAAGAGAAGAUGGAGUUUUCAGUAUUACUAUGGAUAAUACGUGCUCACUAUUCAGGGGCCUUCAGAAGGAAGAAAUUGUUUUACUUACACAUGGAGACAGUGUAGACAAAGUAGCCGAUGGAUUCAAGGUUGUAGCACGUUCUGGGAACAUUGUGGCAGGUAUAGCCAAUGAAUCUAAAAAGCUAUAUGGCGUACAGUUCCAUCCUGAAGUUGGCCUUACAGAGAAUGGGAAAAUAAUACUCAAGAAUUUCCUGUAUGAAGUCGCUGGCUGCAGUGGGACCUUUACUGUGCAGAACCGAGAACUUGAAUGCAUUCGAGAGAUCAAAGAGAGAGUAGGCACAUCAAAAGUAUUGGUUUUGCUUAGUGGUGGUGUAGAUUCGACUGUUUGUACAGCUUUGCUGAAUCGUGCUUUGAAUCAAGAUCAAGUUAUUGCUGUGCAUAUUGAUAAUGGCUUUAUGAGAAAACGAGAAAGCCAGUCUGUUGAAGAGGCCCUCAAAAAGCUUGGAAUUCAGGUCAAAGUGAUAAAUGCUGCCCAUUCUUUCUACAAUGGAACGACUACUCUACCAAUCUCAGAUGAAGACAGGACCCCACGAAAAAGAAUUAGCAAAACGUUGAAUAUGACCACAAGUCCUGAGGAAAAAAGAAAAAUCAUUGGUGACACUUUUGUUAAGAUUGCCAAUGAAGUAAUUGGAGAAAUGAGUUUGAAGCCAGAGGAGGUUUUCCUUGCUCAAGGCACCUUGCGGCCUGAUCUAAUCGAAAGUGCAUCCCUUGUUGCUAGUGGCAAAGCUGAGCUCAUCAAAACCCACCACAAUGACACGGAGCUCAUCAGAAAGUUAAGGGAAGAGGGAAAAGUAAUAGAACCUCUGAAAGAUUUUCAUAAAGACGAAGUGAGGAUUCUAGGCAGGGAGCUUGACCUGCCAGAGGAAUUGGUUUCCAGGCAUCCUUUUCCAGGUCCUGGCCUGGCAAUUAGAGUAAUAUGUGCUGAAGAACCUUAUAUUUGUAAAGAUUUUCCUGAAACCAACAAUAUUUUGAAAAUAGUAGCUGAUUUUUCUGCAAGCGUUAAGAAGCCCCAUACACUAUUACAGAGAGUCAAAGCCUGCACGACAGAAGAGGACCAGGAGAAGCUCAUGCAGAUUACAAGUCAGCAUUCACUGAAUGCUUUCUUGCUGCCAAUUAAAACUGUGGGUGUGCAGGGUGACUGUCGUUCCUACAGUUAUGUGUGUGGAAUCUGCAGUAAAGAUGAGCCUGACUGGGAAUCCCUUAUUUUCCUUGCCAAACUUAUCCCCCGAAUGUGUCACAACAUUAACAGAGUUGUCUAUAUCUUUGGCCCACCAGUUAAAGAGCCUCCUACAGAUGUCACUCCCACUUUCUUGACAACGGGGGUGCUCAGUACUUUACGCCAAGCUGAUUUUGAGGCCCAUAACAUUCUCAGGGAGUCUGGGUAUGCUGGGAAAAUCAGCCAGAUGCCAGUGAUUUUGACCCCAUUACAUUUCGAUCGAGAUCCACUUCAGAAGCAGCCCUCAUGCCAGAGAUCUGUGGUUAUUCGGACCUUUAUUACUAGUGACUUCAUGACUGGUGUGCCUGCUACGCCUGGCAAUGAGAUUCCCGUAGAGGUCGUGCUAAAGAUGGUCACUGAGAUAAAGAAGAUUCCUGGAAUUUCUAGGAUUAUGUAUGACCUAACAUCAAAGCCCCCGGGAACCACUGAGUGGGAGUAAUAAAUACAUUGUUGUUACGAACUGUGUGCAGUUGAGGCUCAUUAGAAACCAUUUGUUAAUGACGCAGUACUGUGGAAAAUGUUCCCGAAGCAGCUGUUUCAUAUCUGAGUUCUCAUAGCAACACUACAUGGUUUAAACGUGGAGCUGGGAGUGAAGAGUUCGUAUGUAUGGGGAGAUAAUCAAGGCGCCAUUGCCCACGUGUGGACAGAUCGCUCUUGCUGCUGCCUCACUUACUCUUAUGUGUGAGCUCUGUGACGGUAGGCGACAGGGGCUUCUGUCCGCUUGCUAUUAGAAACAUCCUUUAUUUACCAGUGUGACUGACUGUGUGCCUUUGGAGAAUCUGAACUUUCUUGUAUGUAAUUUUAUUUCUCCAAAGUGUGAGGAAAAGUUGUACGUAUCAUGGAAAGGUAUUAAGAAAGCUGUUUAGAAACUUUUAGGCAGGAUAUUAGGGAAGUAAAAUGUAAGAUGCUUCAAAGAUAUCAAGCCCCAGGGAUUUAUUAUGGAGGUACAUAGAGGUCACAGCGUGGCAGGUAGGAAGGGGGUGCUGUCAGUCUUCCAAACCAUGUUCAUUCAGAUGCCCUGCUUUCGCUGUUGUCUUGUUAAUAUGAGCAAGGGGCUUCAUCCUCCCAGCCUUGGGUCACCGGCUCCUGCAGCUGUGAGAAAGAGUUCCUACCCUCUCCCCAAAAGAGGAUGUCUUAGAAAAGGUUAAGAUGAGAACAUGUUCUUUUUGUUUGCCUGGUCAGAGGUCACAGAAGCCAUGAUCCUCCCUCCCUCCUUCCCUCCCUCCCUCCCUCCCUCCCUCCCUCUCUCCCUCCCUCCCUCCCUCCCUCCCUCCCUCCCUCCCUCCCUCCCUCCCUCCCUCCCCCAUAUCCCACGAGUGAGAGAGUAAAUGUUUCUAUUUCUUAGGAAAGAGCUGUCAGAAGACACCUAGGUCUGAAUUGUGCACAGAUUUACCGCUUCCUGCGCAGGAGUCUUGACUGGUGUAAGGUAUUUGUUAGCCCCUUUCCUACCUAUUAGCUUGUGGAGAGGGUUCAAGGCCAAGUGCUGGACUCGGUGCCAUUGCCAACAGUUUCUAUAGGUUCUUUAUAAUAGUCAUACAAAUCCGAAAAAGGCAGUAGAAAGAGUUAAAUUCUAGAAUAUUACCAUGUUUUUCUCACCUGCUUUUACCUCAGGUUGCUCUAUGUUUCCUAGUACCAAUUUCUAUUUGGGAUUCAGUGUUAAAAGGAGGUAGAGCAGAGGUCAUCUUUCCUGGCUAGUCCAGAGGAUAGCCGGAAACUGCUGCCGGAUCCAGAGGGAGAGGCCCCUCGGUAACAACAGACAUCCAGACCUGAACAGAGCAUUUUUCUUCACAGAAGGUCGAGUGUUCAUUGUCUGUUCUGGUGGAUUUCAUAGAUUUAAGCAGAUUGAGAGUUGUGUUAUUUCUCAAUGGGAACUAACCAGUAUAGAAUGCUUAGCAAAGUGUGAGUACAUGUUUGGUUACAUUAAAAAAAACUUCCUGUUGUAGAAAACUGUGGUAUAAACAGUUGGAAUUUAGAAGACUGUGUGUUUUUCCCUGAGCUUUGUUUUGUGGCACACAGCUUACUGCUAUGGUCUGUGUAAAACUGGUCAGGCGAUCAGUUCAUUUAGAAGUGCUGCUCCUUUGUAAUCUUUGCCUUGCGAACAUCGGUGGUGUAUAUUAUGCACAGAUCUCAGGCAGACUGGAGUUAAAGUAUUUAACGUUUUCCUCGCACAGUCGCUCCAAUGUCUUUAUGCAAUCCUUACUCUGGAAAAAAAAGUCACUCCCAAACAUACCCACACAUGAUCCAGAAGAAUUCUGGGACUGAAAGAUUGUUUUCAUGUUCACCGUCUUACCUUCUUGAGUGGUCAUUUUUGCCUUGUACUGUGUAGCUUACUUCCUAAAGUCACGGUAGUUCCUCUGAGCUACUGAAAGUUGUUACAAUCAAGGAGACAAGCUCAUUGGGGAGGUGGUCACAGUGACUUUAAGAACCAAGUGCGAGGUUUUCUUGGACGUAGCCAUCCUUGCAUUAAGUGUGUUCCAGCUCUCAGGUCAUGUGACCUUACAGGUUGGUCACUUUGUACCCAGGCUUAGUGCACAAUCUCAGUUAUCACUUAGUAGCCUGGGCUGUUUGACAUGUUCCAUUACUUACUUGGGACACUUCUACAUGAUUGUAUUUUGUUUCUUUGUAACUAUUACAGAAAGUCAGAUCAUGUAAUUUAUUUCAGGAAAUAUCAAGAACUAACUAAAUAAAUCCCAGUCCUGUCUUAGUGGAUCUAUCAGUGAUGUGCAGUUCUGUUAGACAUAAUAACCUGGUAUAAUUUUUGAGGGCAAGCUUUUAGAUGCAUCUCAGUGACUGAAUUGUACUAUUUUCUCUCUCCAUCUUGGAGUAACUACAUGCAAACAUAAAUUAUAAAAGUUAUUUCCUCACUCUGUUUGGAUUUAGCUACUGAUGGCCAGUUUCAGUGAAUAAUUGAAUUCUACUCUGUACAGAGUAGAAUAUGAGGGUAUUCAUGUGAAAUAGACAGCAGUGUCCAUCUUGCUUGUUUGCCUUGCUGUUAACUAGACAUGUGGAUCCAUUUGUCUCAUGAAGUUCCAACAUCACACCUAACCCUGAAUAUUUAUCCUCAUUUUCUGUCUCCCAGAGCAGAAUAUAUGUAGCUCAGCCUGAAGUUUACCACGUAUUUGAGGAUGGUCUUGAACAUCUGACCAUCUCCCUAGUGCUGGAAUUAGAGGAAUGUACCCUUGUACCCAAUUUAUGCUUUACCGGUCAUUGAACGCAGAACCACGUGUCUGUUUGGCAAGCACUGUACCAACGGAGCCACAUGCUAGUUGCAUUCUUAGUUCUAUAAACAAGAAAAAGCAUAACAGGAGACAGUGGAGAAGCUGGAUACUUCUAACACAUUUGUUAAAAAUAUAAAACAAAACCCAUGUAUUCAGCUGCCACCACCAGCUAAAGAACAUACCAUCAAGAUUUGGUCAUGUCAACUCUUGAGAACGCUUGGUGUCUUCACUGUUUUGGAAGAGCUGCCAGAGUAUGUCUCAGCUUUGACAACAAAUAGUAUGUGCACCUCUGAGCUGUUGGCAGAGCAGGAGCUGGAAUUCAGACUUAGUGAAUUUAUCUCUGUACAACUUAAUCAGGGAUAAAGGACGUCACAGCGUUGUCUCUUCCAGAAGUUCUGUACAUUUCUCACUUGCAGUGUUCUGACUUUGGCAUUGCUCUCUCGUGUGAGCCUCUCCCCCUACCCCCCUUCUCCAAGAUCUUCAGAGUGCUGUUGGAAGGCAAGCCUUCACAGUUACCUCAGUGGUAGUUCCUUGGCCCCAGUCUAGAGUUAACUGGAAACUGAGCACAGGUUAAAUAUUUCGACUUGAGAGCUCUCUCUUGUCUUGAUUGAAGUAGUUGUACCAGAUGGCAGAGGAAAACUUUUUUACCACACGAGACUUUCGCUGCAGUAAUGACUUUAUGAACAUUUAACAGCUAGACAAGGAGUCCCCAGAAUGUCAAGAUGGCACCUUUUCAAUAGUAGACAUGCCGUGUGUAUUCAGAAGAGUCACAUCCCAUGAAAGCCUUAACCUUAAGUGAUCCCAACCUUGGUUGCUGUCGCCUGAGGAAUUAAAAACAAAGAAAAUUCAGAUGAUGUAAGAGUGGAGUGGGGACAGUGCCCACGCCCAGGUUGUUUCUCAGCGGGAAGAAAUCACUAUUAAGGGAUACACCUGCUCUCCUGUUAGAGUUUUAAGUCCUAGUCACACGGGUGAGGAAUGGAGACUGGAGAGUCUUGUUUAGCUAGGUUUGGAUUGUGGGGCCACAUUUGGAUCUGAUUAUCCAUGCUCCAGGACUCAGAAAUACCAGCCUGUGUGGGGAAUCUGUCAGACCGGCGGUUACCCAUAUGCCAGCUGAAUACCCGCAUGGGCUUAUUCACCCUCUUCCUUCCUACUUUUACUUUUCUCUACUCCUGUGUUGUAACCAUCUCGAGGCCCGAGACUCCUGCCAUGAACUAAGCUAUUCCUGUACUGACUGAAGAAGCUUUAGGAGCUGUGCCAAAUGGUAAGUCAGUCAUUUAACAGCACUGUUGCAACUUCCCGUGUUUCCUCUGAGCCUUGUGGCAGCCUUGGGCCUUGUUUAUAUAGUAAAGUCACAAGACUUUAGGGAGGCUGGUUAUUUCUUAUUUAUUUAUUUAGGUUAUUUCUUUAUAUGUCACAUUCAGAAGCACCAAAAUAUGAGUUAUUGAGAAACGCGAACCCCAAGUAUCUAGUGGAGUUACACACCUUUGAAGAAUAUAACAUACCUUUGUUAUUUUUGUCUUUACAUCAGCUGUGACUUCAUUACAACCUUCACAUGUAAAUGAAUGUGAACACCUGAACAUAUUUUUGAUAAAGCGUUAUUUUGUAACUGAAAUAAAUAGCACGUGUAGUUCCCUAUGUAACUGUUAGUGACGUGCUGCCAUGUCUUUGUUGCAAUGAUCUCACUAGAAAAUCGGUUUGCUACGUUAAUGUGAAAUGACAUCUCUUGUGUCUUCUGCAAACUUCAUAAAGGAGGAAAUUAUUUCAUAAUUGGUCUUUAAGUCUUGGUGUUUAUAAAAACAAAACAAGAGCAAAGAGGACAGGACAUAUUAAGGUGGUCAAGAAAUUGCAUACAUUAUCAGGGUUCUGGACAAUAAGCGUAAUCAGCUUCCCUUACGUGUGCAGGAAUGGCGAUAUCUUGUCCACUGUUAACAGUACACACAGCUCUUUGGGUAGCUUUGUAGUUCAAUGAUCAGCUAAAGAUGCGUAUAUGCAUGUGUGCUUCUAAAAUUAGCCACAAGCACGAUGUUCUGAAUAUUCAUCUUAUGUAUUUAGUCUCUGAAAAUAUAGAUUACCCUUACUAAUGUGUUGUAUUUUGUAGUGCUGGGAGUCACGCCCAGUGUGUCUGAAUGAUAAUACAAGCGUGUGUUCACAAACGCUGCUGCGCUCUUGGAACUGUUACGAGCGGCACACACCCAUCUCCUGUUAGAGAAGAUUAGAGGAAACCAUGGGCAGAAACAGUUGAGCUAGUGGUGCUGACACUGGACUCUACCUUGUCAGGGCUCCUGCUGUCUCAGAAAAUUUGUUUUGAGUAGUUUUGCUAUUUUACCACAGCUUAAAAUGAAGGUCGCUUCUGAGUUUAAAUGUGAAGAUUUUAUAAAUCAAAAUUGUCACUCUCCAUUUCAGAAAUACUGUGGUUAACAUCGGGACUAAGUUUUUUUGUUCAUUUUGUAAAUUAUUUGUGAUUUAUAUUGAAGAGUUUUUGUAGAUUAGGUCCUAAGGAAAGAAUCCAGGGAUCCUAAUCCAACCUUGAGACUGUGUUAAAUCUUUAGAGCACUGUGCCUGUGUUACCCGCAUCACUGCCAACUUCUUUCAGUGUUAGUGAAAACCGAAUUCCCAGCUCAACUGGUUUUGUGAAAUGCUGGAAAACACAAGAUUCCUUUGUCAAAGUGUCUUUGUCCAGUUACAU